AUGUUUGUUUGCUUAAAUACCAGCGAAUGUCCUGCCUUCACUUUAGUUGCUACAGUUAUGACUGAUAAUCGGUCGGAUUCACGCGAAAGGGAUGAUGAGGAAAUUCCGCGCAGUGUCUACUUAUUUUCAAAAAGAUGCUCAGAACGUCAUGAGGCGCCUCGGGAAUACGAAGAAGAACCAAGAGAGGAUCCUUUACUGAGGCGAAAUCGCAUGAUGAGGCAGCCAUACGCGAAAGACGACGAAGCAAAAAGGUUCGAUUUUGAGUUAUUUAGGUCUGUGGCUUGAAC
Molecule: messenger RNA, 287 nt
Organism: Strongylus vulgaris
Lineage: Eukaryota; Metazoa; Nematoda; Chromadorea; Rhabditida; Strongylidae
Source: the annotation of a GenBank genome assembly